Candidozyma auris is the source of this 1920-nucleotide messenger RNA. RefSeq names its product methylenetetrahydrofolate reductase (NAD(P)H) MET12. The coding region runs from base 1 to 1920 and encodes 639 amino acids. Gene Ontology annotation, biological process: tetrahydrofolate interconversion. NCBI's taxonomy places the organism in Eukaryota, Fungi, Ascomycota, Pichiomycetes, Serinales, Metschnikowiaceae. The record is from RefSeq and is a predicted model, not a curated record. Gene Ontology annotation, cellular component: cytosol. Gene Ontology annotation, molecular function: FAD binding; methylenetetrahydrofolate reductase [NAD(P)H] activity. The transcript has a single exon.
AUGUCCACGGUGACGUCCAAAAUAAGAAGCUUGGCCCCUGGCGAGCGGUUCUGCUCGUUCGAGUUCUUCCCGCCGAAAACAGACGCCGGCUUCCGCAACUUGCUAGCGAGAUUAUCCAGGAUGAUGGCCCUAAACCCGCUUUUCCUCACAGUGACGUGGGGUGCUGGCGGUUCCACGGCAGAAAAAUCGCUUGAUUUGGCUGCAACGUGCCAGAAGGAAUUGGGAGUCACCACUGUCCUCCAUUUAACUUGCACAAACACCAAUAAGGAGAUCAUCGAGGAUGCGCUCCAGAGAGCUAGAGCAGCUGGCAUCAAGAACAUUCUUGCCUUGAGAGGAGACCCUCCUAGGACAGAGGAGUACUGGACACCCAAUUGCGAUUUUUCCAGUGCUGUGGAUUUGGUGCGAUUCAUUCGUCAAAAUCAUGGAGACUAUUUCUGUAUUGGUGUUGCUGGGUACCCAGAGGGCCAUGUGGAGGGAGCAGAUGCCUCGCAGCAGGACCCACGGAAGGACUUGCCGUACUUGGUGGAGAAGAUCGAGGCUGGCGCCGACUAUGUGGUGACACAGCUUUUCUUUGAUGUUGAUAAAUUUGUGGCUUACGAAAAGUUGCUCAGGGAAACCCCCCAGUUGAAGAACGUCAUCCUAAUACCUGGACUCAUGCCCAUCACCACAUAUAGAGUGUUUGUAAGGGCCACGAGGUUGUCGCAUGCAAAUGUUCCCAGGGACAUUCUCAGUAAGUUGGAUGCUUUCGCUAAUGAUGACGAUACUGUCAAGACCAUUGGUCUUGAUGUGUUGACCAAGAUGAUUUCAGAGAUCGACCAGCGCACAGAAGGUCGUAUUCGUGGCUACCAUUUCUACACGCUCAAUUUGGAAAAGGCCGUAGCCUCCAUCAUCAAUAGGCUGCCUGUUUUGCAGAACAUGAUUUCUCAUAAUAAGCUGGUGGAGCACGAUGACGCCGUGGCGUCGGAUUCCGACGAGGAAUUUGCUCCACCUAUGAAGAACGGCAGAAGAAAAUCAUCUGUCAACGAAAACCAAGUCGCCGUUCCCGACGACGCAAAGAGAGCUUUGGUGUCGAAGGCGCUCUCCAAAGACCCAAAAUCAAUUGUAGAUAUCUCAACAGGAAAAGGUGCCUUGGGUAAGGACGCUACAUGGGAUGAGUUCACCAACGGUCGUUUCGGUGACUCCAAUUCUCCUGCUUACGGUGAAAUCGACGGCUACGGUCCAAACUUGAAGCUUCACACGAACAAAGAGGUCGAAGAGACAUGGGGUAAUCCAGAGUCUACCGCCGAUAUCACAAGAAUUAUCGUUGACUAUUUAUCUAACAAAAUCAACGUCCUCCCAUGGGCUGACAGUGAGCUUUCGCCUGAAACAGGUUUGAUUCAGGAGGAGCUCUUUGAGCUUAAUGAGCGAGGUUGGUUCACGUUGGCAUCUCAGCCAGCUGUAAAUAACUGCAAAUCAAGCGAUAAGAUAUUGGGCUGGGGUCCUCCUAACGGACACAUUUUCCAAAAGCUGUUUGUGGAGUUUUUCAUUCCCAAGAAGCAGUGGAAAGAUGAGUUGUUGCCUCGCAUAUCCAAGCAAGUUGAAGAAAAAACCAUCACAUACUAUUGCGGCGAUGCUAGUGGCCACAUCUCGCUGAACUUGCCUAUUGGCAAAGGCAAAGAUAGCAAUACUAAGUCUGCAGUCACCUGGGGCGUGUUCCCACUGAAGGAGGUGUUGCAGCCCACCAUCAUCGACUACGAGUCGUUUAAAGCAUGGAAUGAAGAGGCAUUUUUGUUGUGGCUCGAGUGGGCUCGCUGUUACAGGAAAGAUUCCAAGUCGUACCAGUUGUUGAACGACAUAUACAACAACUACUACUUGGUCAGCUUGGUGCACCACGACUUCACCGACGAGUUUGUCUUGUGGACCACAUUGCUCAGCGACUGA